Messenger RNA from Panicum hallii, 1431 nucleotides. Its product is annotated as protein CUP-SHAPED COTYLEDON 1-like. Gene Ontology annotation, molecular function: DNA binding. Bases 130 to 1125 code for a protein of 331 amino acids. The record is from RefSeq and is a predicted model, not a curated record. Gene Ontology annotation, biological process: regulation of DNA-templated transcription. The transcript is spliced from 3 exons. NCBI's taxonomy places the organism in Eukaryota, Viridiplantae, Streptophyta, Magnoliopsida, Poales, Poaceae.
CGGUAUAUAUGCGUCCUUGCGGCUGCUACUAGCAGCUCGCCGCCGCCGCCGCACCGCAGACUGUGCGAGCUGCGCUCACAGUCUGCAGUGAGUGUGCUAGACCGCUAGUUCACUGAGAUCGAUCGAUCGAUGGAGGAGGGGCUCCCGCCGGGGUUCCGGUUCCACCCGACGGACGAGGAGCUCGUCACCUACUACCUCACCCGCAAGGUCUCCGACUUCGCCUUCGCCACCCGCGCCAUCGCCGACGUCGACCUCAACAAGUGCGAGCCAUGGGAUCUCCCAGGCAAAGCUAGCAUGGGUGAGAAGGAGUGGUACUUCUUCAGCAUGCGUGACCGCAAGUACCCGACCGGCAUCCGCACGAACCGCGCCACCGACUCCGGAUACUGGAAGACCACCGGCAAGGAUAAGGAGAUCUUCCACUGCGGCAUGCUCGUGGGGAUGAAGAAAACCCUAGUCUUCUACAGGGGCAGGGCUCCCAAGGGAGAGAAGACCAGCUGGGUCAUGCACGAGUACAGGCUCCAGAACAAGUUCCCUUACAAACCCAACAAGGAGGAAUGGGUGGUGUGCAGGGUGUUCAAGAAGUGCCAGAUCAUCAAGAUGAGGCCCCCACAGGGCAGCCCCACGAUGGACGACUCCCCAUGCCACGACGGCAACGCCUCCCUAGGCGAGCUCGGGGAGCUCGACGUCUCCUCCAUCCUCGGCAGCUUCACGCCGGCCGCGGCGCACGCCUCGUCCACCAGCUCGCCGGGCGCGCUCCACCAGGGCGCCGGCGAGAGCUUUGGCCACAGGAUGGACAUAAACGCGUACAUGAGCUGGAUGGCGGCAGCCAACCAGGGCGCUGCGGCGGCGGCGGCCGCGGCCAUGCUUCCCUGGGCCACGACGCCGGGACUGUUCGGCAACGUCUUCGCGCCGAACCACCAGCUGGUGCAGAAGCCGCUGCCGUUCGCCGGGUGCAGCCAGCCGCGGGACUUCGGCGGCGUUGCGGCGAACGUCGGAAGUGAGCAUGCCAUGUUCGCAAGCUCGUUGGCAAAGGUUGAAAUGGAAUGCGAUCAGCAGCAGCAGCAGCCGGCGCCGGCGCCGGAGCAGCAGCUGGGGAUGGACGAGUCGACGUGGAGAGCAUUCUGAUCCAUCGCCGUCUAUAUUAUAUACGAACAAAUUGUUACUACACCACAGCGAUCAACUUAGUCCUGGACUUGUGUCAAUUGUUAUGCAAUCAUAGGGGAAUAUUCUAGGUGAUAUAUAUGGGACAAACCCAUAUGGUCGAAAUCAGUAAGUUUAAUUAGAAAAGUGCAUGUUAAAAUGGGACAACCCACUAGGUCAAAACAAGUUAAGUUUUACUUAGGUGUCUGUUGAUUUGCGUACUAUGUUUUGUAAGAAACAUUAUAUACUUUGUCAACUUGUUAUUGUAAGGAAAUGGUAAAAUCUCUUAGU